Messenger RNA from Triticum turgidum subsp. durum (durum wheat), 738 nucleotides. The record is from the annotation of a GenBank genome assembly. Lineage: Eukaryota; Viridiplantae; Streptophyta; Magnoliopsida; Poales; Poaceae.
AUGGCUUCGACCCUGUCAUGCUUUCUUCCUCCUCCUCCUGCCGCGUCGCCGACCCGCCUGCGCCGAAGCGGCGCGAGCGCCGGCAGGCCGGGGCGUCAAUGCAGGGCAUGGAGCAACGCCGCCGGGACGAGGAUGAGGAGGGGCGGCGGCAGGCUGCGCGUGGAGGCUCUGUUCGGCGAUGGAGGAGGAGAGGGAGAAGACGCGUUCCGGGCGGUGAUGAGGAUCGUGAGGCUCAACUCCGCCAUCCAGAACCGGAGCGUCCGGGAGCUGCUGGAGCUGGUCGCCGACGAGUGCCGGUAUUUCUGCCGCAACAUCCCGGCCGUCAGCGUUUCGGAGAUGAGCAAGAGCGUGUUCCUGUUUCUACAUGAGAUGAUGCUCCGGCACCAGGUCUCGUUCGUGCUCAAGCCCGCGGAGAACGGAGCCUUCGACCUGGGUGUCAAGUGGUCGCUAGAAUGGAAGGGCCAGAAGCUGCCUUGGGACGUAGACUGCACUGUAUCCACGACCCACGUCUACACAGGCCUACUGCUCAUCAGUCAAGUGAACAAGGCAUGUGGGCCGCUCCUGCAGAGGAUUCUACAGAUGAUUUACCAGAAUCUGGAUGCGGUAGUUCUGAUCGUGGCAAACAAGUUCCUACCAGACGGCACGCUGGAUGAGAAGGAGAGAAGCAACAUAAUUGUGUGCGCCAUCAUUGGCCUGGUGGUCAUGGUUCUGUUCUACGCCAUGUUUAACAACUUGUAG